AUCGAAUAAAAUCACCCCGCCACCACCACCGUUCUCACCAGCAAUGGAACCAAAACAAAAACACAAAAAACAAAAGCUAAAAAGCAAAUCUUUAAUUUAGAUAAAUACACUCUUUCUAUUGGUUCUUAAUCAUUUGACCACCAUCUCCUCCGCCGUUCAAUUUCAAUUUCUCUAUUUUUAUGGCUGAGUUGACUCAGUCCGAGGUGGUUUACUCACCUCGGUCUCUUCAACUAUGGAGCACGCUUUGGAACUGGCUCGCUUUCUUCUUCCAGAUCUUUCUGCAGAUCGUUAGAGCUUUAGGUCACCUUCCUCUUCUUUCUUCUUCUUCCUCUUCUCAGUCUUUUAAACCUUUGCCAGUCGUUGAAUUGCCUGAGACUGAUUCUCCAGCCACUUUGGAGAUCACCGCUGGCCCUGAAUCCUCUCCUGUCGACGAGCCUAUUAAAAAACUCACGGUGGUUCUUGACUUGGAUGAAACUCUAGUAUGCGCGUAUGAGACAUCUAGUUUGCCAGCUAUUCUACGUAAUCAAGCAAUAGAAGCUGGACUGAGGUGGUUUGAGCUGGAAUGCGUGUCUUCUGACAAGGAAUGUGAAGGAAAACCUAAAAUCAAUUAUGUCACAGUGUUUGAGCGUCCAGGGUUGGCUGAAUUUCUAAAAAAACUGAGUGAAUUUUCUGAUCUUGUGCUGUUUACUGCUGGUCUUGAAGGUUAUGCUAAACCCCUUGUGGACAAAAUUGAUACAGACAAUCUAUUUAGUCUUCGCCUGUAUCGGCCUUCAACAAUUAGCACGGAGUAUAGGGAGCAUGUGAAGGAUCUGUCAUGCCUAUCGAAGGAUCCCUGCCGCACUGUUAUAGUUGAUAACAAUCCAUUUAGUUUCUUGUUGCAACCGUUGAAUGGAAUUCCAUGUGUUCCUUUCUCUGCAGGUCAACCAUAUGAUACACAGGUGAUUUUAUAUGGGUUUAUCAGCUUAUGGAUGUGCUUCUUCCUCUCCUCAAGCAUCUCUCUGAGCAGAAAGAUGUCAGACCCGUGCUAUAUGAAAGAUUCCGCAUGCCUGAAUGGUUUCAAAAGCAGGGAAUCCCUGCUUCUGGAUGGACACAGUAGAUAAAGAUAGAAUUCAAUGAAAGCCACCAUCCUUUUACUAUCGAUACAGUUAUCACUCAAAAGGCAGCAUUUUGUGUAGGAGACACGACUUUUUUGUAUAGCAUUAAUUUGUUUGCCAGAGGCAUUCACGAAAGCCAAAGUGCAUGCAGAAUCAGAAAAAGAAUCGAUUUACUGCUUUCAUUUGCCAAAUAGGUAUAACAGUUGCUCUGUAGAUUUGUUACUCUUAUUCUUAUUGUAAUUUUGUUUAUAUGUUUGCUGCUCUCUUUAAUGUUUAUGUAUCCUUCUGACUUUUGUAAAUUGUGCUUCAGCAAUGAUUAUUAGUAAUUCUGAUUUCUCAC
Jatropha curcas is the source of this 1434-nucleotide messenger RNA. Its product is annotated as Haloacid dehalogenase-like hydrolase (HAD) superfamily protein. Lineage: Eukaryota; Viridiplantae; Streptophyta; Magnoliopsida; Malpighiales; Euphorbiaceae. The record is from RefSeq and is a predicted model, not a curated record. Gene Ontology annotation, molecular function: phosphatase activity.